Messenger RNA from Arabidopsis thaliana (thale cress), 9194 nucleotides. RefSeq names its product A-kinase anchor-like protein. The transcript has 14 exons. The record is from RefSeq and is marked reviewed. The coding region runs from base 376 to 9045 and encodes 2889 amino acids. Lineage: Eukaryota; Viridiplantae; Streptophyta; Magnoliopsida; Brassicales; Brassicaceae.
CUAUGAUUCAAAAAAAAAGUUUGGAAAUAUUAUUUUUGAUUUAGUUCUAUUUUGGUGAUUGCCUUUAAGGGAAUAAUAAAGCUGGAAAUUGAGGAUCCUACCAAUUGCAUGUGGAAUGAUCAAUUCAAAAGGCCCACAAAAGAUUAAUCUAAAAGCCAACUCAGCCAACCCAAUUGAACAAAUGUGCCAAGUUUUGUCACUAUACAUCAUCUAUCUGUCUUCUCACUGACUUUUUUUUAUAUGCCAAGUGAUCAUCAUACAGGUCUGUCUCUAAUUAUCUGGGUGAUUCAGAAUUUGUACUCACAGUAGGUUUCUUGCAGAGAAAACAACUGUUCAAACCCUAAACCUCCAAAUCAUUUCUUCCCUGCAUGAAAGAUGGAAACUGGAGUUGUCACCAUCCAAGAACCAGUCUCUACAAAGACUGAUGUUGGGGGAGUUCCUGCAGAAGUAAUACUUGAAAAAUCAUCCAUGGAAGUACAAAAGGUAAACCUGAGUACUGUUCUUGAUGAUGAGAUCACAAGUGGCGCCGAUCGUGGAAACAAUAUUAUUACGGGAGAAGCAGAUGUUGCAGAGGUUGUAAAUGGUUCAGGGGAUAAAGAAACCGAAGAAUUAAAACGCGAAAAUGGAGAAGCGACAAAGACUAUCUCGGUUCUAGAUGACAGUAAGAUCGUUAAAGAUGAUCAAGAAUCUAUUGUCGUUCGUGAACCUCAAAGCCUCAACGAAAAAAAAGAAGAUGAGAAGAUAAUCUUAAGUGAUGUGACUUUAGAGAAUAAGAAAGAAGAGGAUACUACCGGAAAGCCAGAAGAGGUUAGUGUCGAAAAGCCGGUAAUAGAAGAAGAUCAAACAGAAGCAAAACACUCACUAGAACAAGAAGAGGAUAUUGGUAACAUCUCUAAGGUAUGUGAAGAGAUACCGAUAAAGACUGAUGAAGUAAGAGAAGAAACAGAUUCAAGAACUGUUGAGACCUCUGUAAAUGGAACAGAGGCUGAGCACAAUGCAACGGUUUCAGUAGAAGAAAUCUCGAGGAACGGUGACAACACUGUGAAUGAAACAGUUUCAGAAGAUCAAACCGCGACAGAUGGUGAACCACUACAUGAUGUUGAAACUAUAAAAAGAGAAGCAGAACCGUUUUAUAAGACAGUUGUAGAAGAUGCUAAGAUCGUGAAUACUGAAGAAACUACAGCUCAUGAAUCUAAAAUCUUGAAGGAAGAUAAUCAUCAAGAGGAGUAUGCAGAAUCGGUAGAAGCAACCAAAAACUCAGACGCAGCAGAGCAAAGCUCACGUGAAGUGACUGUAGACAAAGAAAAGGAAGAGGACAUAAUCCAAAACAUAGAAGAGGUGCAAGAAAGUCCUAGUGUAAUGGAAUCACCGACAAUACAAGGAGAGGACAUUGAAUCAAAGGCUUCAUUAGACCAUGAGGAAGAGAUGGAUAAAAUCACAAAGGAUACUGAGGAACAAGAACAUGUGUUAGUGAGAGACGUACCAGUACCACAAAGUGAGACACUUGUAACGGAAGCUAAGACUGCAGAGACUUUUUCAGUCCAAGAAGCUGAGAUCUUGAAGACCAAUAUUAAUGAAUCAGAGGCACAUAGUGCCAUAGGUGGAGAAGAAGACGGUCAAGAGACAAAGGAAAACACAGAACCGAGUAAAGAUCUGAAAGACGAUAAAGAGCAAGAAGAUUCAGAGACGGUAAAGACCAUCAUUUCAUCUGAUGAGGUGAGAUCUUCUGAUGUUCAAGCAGAAGUAUUUGGUGAACAUACCGAACCUUGUAGCUCGGAGAUCAAAGAUGAUAGACAUGGAAGAGACGAAUCUAUUGAGGUCAAAGCUAAGGAGACAGGUCCAGAAAUAGAAACCGCAGUAGAUGGUGAAUCAGUACAUGAAAUUGAAACUACAGAAAGAGUUCUUCUUGAAGCAGAAAAAGAAGAAGACAAGGAAGAGAUAAAAAUAGAUGAAGAACCGAGUCUGAAUGCGAUAGAGAAAGCGGAAACAGAGAACGUAAAGAUAGUUAUAGAAGAGCCUGAGAUUGUUAAUAAUGAAGAAACUUCAGUCCAUGAAUCUGAAAGCUUGAAGGAGAAUGCAGAACCAGUGGAAGCAGUCAAAAACUCAGAUGGUACAGAGCAAAUCUCACGUGAAGUGACUGUAGACAGAGCAAAGGAAGAGGACAUAGCCCCAAAAACAGAAGAGAUUCAAGAACGUCCUAGUGAAUCAAAAGCUUCACUAGAACCUAAGGAAGAGGUAGAUCAUAUCUCAAAUGAGACAGAGGAACAUGAACAUGUAUUAGAGAGAGACGUACAACAGUGUGAGACCAUAGAAUCUGAGGCUGUUGAGACAAAAGAAGACACACAACCAAGUCUGGACCUGAAAGAGGAUAAAGAAACAGAGGAAGCAGAGACAUUCAAGACCGUCUUUUCGUCUGAUGAGGUAAGAUCUUCUGCUGUUCAAGAAGAACAAUUUGGUGAACAUACGGAACCUUGUAGCUCGGAGAUUAAAGAUGAGAGCCAUGGAAAAGAAGAAUCUGUUGAGGUCAAAUCUCAGGAGACUGUUCAAGACGAAAACACUGAGGACAAGCAUGAUGUACUUAAAGUUCCAUCUACAGAAUCAGAGAAGUAUCAAGGCAACGAACCCGAGACAGUUCUAGUCUCCAAUACAGGAAGCUAUGAGAAAUCUGAAAAAAGUCCAUCAGAUCUUGUGUUAAAUGUAGAUAAAGAGGAGCUGAAUGAUGAGAAGAUAAAUGUAGAUCAAGUUGAUGGUACUCAAAUUAUGGAGGAACCGAUAGGCUUAGACUCUAAUGGGGCAGAGGCAGAGCAAAUUGAUCAAAACAUAACCAAUGAAACAGAGGAAAUUCUAGUUGCAAAGCCGGUUUCUCUUCUGGAUGUUAAAUCAGUGGAGCAGAUGCAGAAGCCAAAACUUGAGUCUCCCUCUGAAGUAUCUGAGGAAACAAGCAAAACCGUAGAUGAGAAAAUCGAAGAAAAACCAGAAGAAGAAGUAACACUCUAUCAAGAAGGUCAAGUGGACGGUUCCUAUGGAUUAGAGACAAAAGAAGAGACAGUUUCAGUACCUGAGAGUAUUGAACUUGAAGAACAACCUCAGGAAGAAAGGAGUGUGAUUGAUCCGACUCCUCUGCAGAAGCCAACACUUGAGUCUCCUUCUGAAGUAUUAGAGGAAUCAAGCAAAACCGUUGAUGAGAAAAUCGAAGAAAAAACAGACAGUAUUGAGCUUGGAGAAAUAGCCCAGGAAGAAAGGAGUGUGACUGAUCUGACUCCUCUGCAAGAAGAAUCAUCCCAACCAAAUGAGCAAGAAAAGGAAACAAAGUUAGAGAAGCAUGAACCAACAAAUGAAGAAGUUAAAUCUGAUGAAGUCAUAGAAGUUUUAUCUGCAUCACCUUCAAAGGAACUGGAAGGUGAGACUGUUGUUGAAGCCGAAAAUAUUGAAAACAUAAAAGAGAAUGAAGAAGAACAAGCAGCAGAGAAGAUCCAAAAAAGUCUUGAGACUGUGCAAACAGUUGAAUCUCCUAGUUCAUUGCUAUUUUCUUCUGAGGAGCAAGAUCAUGUGACUGUUGCUGAGGAAAUAGUAGACGAAAAAGCGAAGGAGGAAGUACCGAUGCUCCAAAUAAAAAAUGAGGACGAUGCAACAAAAAUUCAUGAGACUAGAGUGGAGCAGGCAAGAGAUAUUGGACCUUCUUUGACUGAAAUAUGCUCUAUCAAUCAGAAUCAGCCAGAGGAACAAGUCAAAGAGGCAUGCUCCAAAGAGGAACAAGAAAAGGAAAUAUCGACGAACAGUGAGAACAUUGUGAAUGAAACGUAUGCGUUGCAUAGCGUAGAAGCUGCAGAAGAAGAAACUGCAACAAAUGGUGAAUCACUAGAUGAUGUGGAAACUACAAAAAGUGUUCUUCUUGAAGUGAGAAAAGAAGAAGAAGAGGCAGAGAUGAAGACAGAUGCAGAACCGAGGUUGGAUGCGAUAGAGAAAGAGGAACUAGAGACUGUAAAGACAGUUGUCCAAGACGCUAAGAUCGUUAAUAAUGAAGAAACUACAGCUCAUGAAUCUGAAAGCUUGAAAGGAGAUAAUCAUCAGGAGAAAAAUGCAGAACCAGUAGAAGCAACACAAAACUUAGAUGAUGCAGAGCAAAUCUCACGUGAAGUGACUGUAGACACAGAAAGGGAAGCGGACAUAACCGAAAAAAUAGAAAAGGUGCAAGAAGGUCCUACGGUAAUCGAAACACCAACAAUUCAAGGAGAGGACAUUGAAUCUGAAACCUCACUAGAACUUAAGGAAGAGGUAGAUCAAAGCUCAAAGGAUACAGAGGAACAUGAACAUGUAUUGGAGAGAGACAUACCACAAUGUGAGACCCUUAAAGCUGAGGCGGUAGAUACUUCAACAGUCGAAGAAGCUGCGAUCUUAAAGACUUUGGAGACCAAUAUUAGUGAACCAGAGGCAAUGCAUAGUGAAACCAGUCUGGACCUGAAAGUGGACAAAGAACAAAAAGAAGCAGAAACAGUAAAGACUGUCAUUUUUUCUAAUGAGGUGGGAACUUCCGAUGCUCAAGCAGAGGAAUUUGGUGAACAUACCGAACCUUGUAGCUCAGAGAUAAAAGAUGAAAGCCAGGGAAGCGAAGAAUCUGUUGAGGUAAAAUCUAAGGAGACUGUUCAAGGCGAAAGCAGUGAGGAGAAGGAUGUGAAUAUGCUUGAUGUACAAUCUGGAGAAUCAGAGAAGUAUCAAGAAAAUGAACCUGAUAUAUCUCUAGUCUCGAAGACAGAAAACGGAGAUAAAUUUGAAGAAAUUCCAUCUGUUGUUGAAGGUGCUGGAUUAGAUGAGACCACACACAACCAAACUCUUCUGGAUGUAGAAUCAGUGGUGAAGCAAUCUCUUGAUACUCCUUCUGAAGAGGAAACAAGCAAAACCAUAGAUGAGAAGAUCGAAGAUAAACCAAAAGAAGAAGUAACAUUGCAUCAAGAAGGUCGAGAGGAAGGUUCUUAUGGAUUAGACACAAAAGAUGAGGCAGUUUCAGUACUAGAAAGUAGGGAGCUCGGAGAACAACCCCAGCAAGAAGAAUUAUGCCUGGCAAAUGAGCAAGAAAACGAAACAAAGUUGCAGGAAGAGCAAGUAGACAAGCAUGAACCAACGAAGGAAGAAGUUUCUAAUGACCAGCAGAGUCCUGUUGAAGAAAUAUCUAAUGAAGUUAUACAAGUUUCGUCUGCAUCACUUUCAGAGGGACCAGAAUAUGAGACCGUUGUUGAAGCCGAAAAGAUUGGGGAAGAACAAGUAGCAGACAAGAUCCAGAAAAGUUUUGAAACAGGUGAAAUAGUUGAAGCGCAUAGCUCAUUGCCAUCAUCUUCCGAGGAGAAAGAACAUGAGACUGUUUCCGAGAAGACAGACGAUGAAAAAGUGAAGGAUGCAGAACCAAUAGGAGAUAUGAGGGAGAGAGGUCUUGACAUUGCUGAAACAACACAUCUGAGUCUUCCAUCCGUUGAUCAGAAAGAGGAUGUCGAUGAAAUUCAUAUUCCAUCAGUUGCAUUGCCAUUGGAUGAGCAGGAAAAAGUUACUUCAACAGAAAAAGGAGAAACAAAAUCAAGUGAAGCUGAAGAUGAUAAACCGGAUGAACAUGUCGAUUCUUCAACCUCGCCAAUGUUAUCAGAGAAAAAUGAUAAUGAAACUCAGACUUCAAAGACAUCAGAAGAUGUAUGCAUGCAACAAGAAGAGUCUGGGACACUUGAAGUUCCAAAGCCAGAGGAGUCAAAAGAAGACAAGAGCCAAGAAAUUUCUGAGACCAUCGAAGAAAUUGAAGCUACUAGUGAUCAGACUCUUCCCAUCGAAACAUCACAUACAGAUAAUACUCUAUCAUCUGAAUUAGUGUCAGAACAAGAUGACCAGAGUCCUAAGAAGGUUGAGGAGAUUCAUGAGGAAGAACCAAAGGAAGCACACGAUGUAGAAGCUACGAGUGAACGGAAUCUUCCAGUUGAAACAUCCGAUGCAGAUAAUACUCUGUCCUCUCAGUUAGUGUCAGAAACAAAGGAAGAACACAAGUUACAGGCUGGAGAAAUCCUCCCUACCGAAAUUAUUCCAAGAGAAUCAUCUGAUGAAGCUCUAGUUUCCAUGUUGGCUUCUAGGGAAGAUGAUAAAGUGGCUCUUCAAGAAGAUAAUUGUGCAGAUGACGUUAGAGAAACAAAUGACAUACAAGAGGAACGAUCUAUUUCUGUGGAAACAGAAGAGAGUGUAGGAGAAACAAAACCAAAAGAGCAUGAAGAUGAAAUAAGGGAUGCACAUGUCGAGACUCCAACCGCACCAAUAAUCUUGGAGGAGAAUGAUAGUGAGACUCUGAUUGCAGAGGCAAAGAAAGGAAAUGAAGAAAUUAAUGAAACAGAGAGAACAGUGGCUUUGGACCAUGAAGAAGAGUUUGUGAACCAUGAAGCUCCAAAGUUAGAGGAGACAAAGGACGAGAAGAGCCAAGAAAUUCCUGAGACUGCCAAAGCAACAGAAACUACUAUUGAUCAGACUCUUCCAAUUGGAACUUCACAAGCAGAUCAGACUCCAUCCUUAGUUUCAGAUAAGGAUGACCAAACUCCAAAGCAAGUUGAGGAAAUUCUUGAAGAAGAAACAAAGGAAACACACAAGGUACAAGCUGAAGAUAUCUUUUCUACGGAAACCGUUCCAAAAGAAUCAUUCAUUGAAGCUCCAGUUUCCAUGCUUGCUUCUGGGGAAGACGAACCAGUGACUCCACAAGAAGGCGAUUAUGCAGCUAACACACAAGAGGAACGACAUGUUUCUGCAGAAACAGAAGAGAAGGUAGGAGAAACAAAACCAAAAGAAUCACAAGCCGAAGGAGCAGAAAAAUCAGAUGAUCAGGUUGAGGAUGAAAGUACAAAGAAAACGGAUGUUGAAGUGGCUGGGUUAGAAAAUGAUUAUCCUACAGAGGAGGCAGAGCAUGGAGAUGAGACUUACUCAACUCUUCCAGUUGUUGGAAUCUUGACACAACUCCAAACUACAUUGGAGACUGAGAGAGCAAUCAAUGAUUCUGCAUCAUCGGAAGUAAGCAUGAUAAAAGAGCCUGCAGAUCAAGAAGAAAAGAAAGGUGAUGAUGUGGUUGAAUCAAAUGAAAAAGAUUUUGUUUCUGAUAUCUUAGAAGCAAAAAGAUUACACGGAGAUAAAAGUGGAGAAGCUGAAAAAAUCAAGGAAGAAAGCGGUCUUGCAGGGAAAUCUCUUCCAAUAGAAGAAAUCAAUUUGCAAGAGGAACAUAAAGAAGAGGUAAAGGUACAAGAGGAAACUAGGGAGAUUGCACAAGUGUUACCUAGAGAGGAAAUUCUGAUUUCAUCUUCUCCAUUGUCUGCUGAGGAGCAAGAGCAUGUGAUUUCUGAUGAAAAGCAAGAAGAACGUGAGCCACAACAAGAUUUCAAUGGUUCAACAUCAGAGAAGAUAAGUCUCCAAGUAGAGCAUCUCAAAGAUUUUGAAACAUCUAAGAAGGAGCAGAAGGACGAGACUCAUGAAACUGUUAAAGAAGAAGAUCAAAUUGUUGAUAUCAAAGACAAAAAGAAGGAUGAUGAGGAACAGGAAAUUGUUUCAUCAGAAGUGAAAAAGGAUAACAAAGAUGCGCGUGAGCUUGAAGUUGGUAAUGAUUUUGUUUCGCGGGAUGGGGAAAAAGAGGAAGUACCUCACAAUGCACUGGAGAAUGAAGAAGAGAUGAAUGAGGUAGUUGCAUCAGAGAAGCAAAUUUCAGAUCCAGUGGGAGUCAUCAAGAAAGCUAGUGAAGCUGAGCAUGAAGACCCUGUUGAUGAUAUAAAGAGCAAUGAUGAUAGGGAUUUUCCAACAGAACAAGCACCAAAGGAUCAGAGCGACGAGGUUAGUGCUGAUGAAACUGUCCCUAAAGAAGCAAUAGGCGAGGAACUUAAGGUUCCAUCCUCAAAAGUACUAGAUGAUAUUCAAGAGAACAGUAACACGGAAGCAGUGACGAACUUUGCUGACCGAGAUCUUCCAGUACAGAAUCUAAGUGAACUCAUUCAGUCUCAUCAAUCUCCCAAUCAGGUGGAAGAAACAUCAUUUGAAUUCAACAAGGCACAAGAAGAUAAAAAAGAGGAAACUGUUGAUGCUUUGAUUACGAACGUGCAAGUGCAAGAUCAGCCCAAGGAAGAUUUUGAGGCUGCUGCAAUAGAGAAAGAGAUAUCAGAACAAGAACACAAGUUGAAUGAUCUCACCGAUGUCCAAGAAGAUAUUGGUACAUAUGUUAAAGUGCAAGUUCCUGAUGAUGAAAUAAAAGGUGAUGGCCAUGAUUCAGUUGCAGCACAAAAGGAAGAAACUAGCUCAAUAGAGGAGAAGAGAGAGGUUGAACAUGUCAAGGCAGAGAUGGAAGAUGCAAUCAAACAUGAAGUUUCCGUAGAAGAGAAGAACAACACAUCUGAAAAUAUUGAUCACGAAGCUGCAAAAGAGAUAGAGCAAGAGGAGGGUAAGCAAACAAAUAUUGUCAAGGAAGAGAUCAGAGAAGAAGAGAAGGAAAUAAAUCAAGAAAGUUUCAACAAUGUGAAGGAAACUGAUGAUGCGAUAGACAAAACACAACCCGAAAUUCGGGAUAUUGAAAGCUUGUCUUCCGUCAGCAAAACACAAGACAAACCAGAGCCAGAAUAUGAAGUUCCAAACCAACAGAAAAGGGAAAUAACCAAUGAAGUUCCAAGCCUGGAGAAUUCAAAGAUUGAAGAAGAACUACAGAAAAAAGAUGAAGAAUCUGAGAACACCAAAGAUUUGUUUUCAGUAGUAAAAGAAACUGAACCAACAUUGAAAGAACCGGCAAGGAAAUCACUAUCUGACCACAUCCAAAAAGAGCCUAAAACAGAGGAAGAUGAGAAUGAUGAUGAAGAUCAUGAACAUAAAGAUGAUAAAACAAGUCCAGAUUCAAUAGUGAUGGUUGAAGCUAAAGAUACAGUAAGCAUUGUCAAGACUCAUAAGAAAUCUCACGGCAUUCUCUCUGGUGUUGGUUCAAAGGUAAAGCAUUCAAUUUCUAAGGUCAAGAAAGUACUCACUGGCAAAUCUUCUCACACAACAAAGCCUUCAUCACCUACAUAAGUGAAGAAACAAGAAAAACACAAUCAGUGUCUAUAAAAGGUUUUUUAUUGGUUUGUUAUUUUUUUUAUUGGUUUGUAAUAUGUGAAUAUUACAGAUUUGUUUGUGGGGUUUUUCACAUGUUCAAUAAAUUGGUUUGGUUAUUUGUUUUU